AUGACUGACGUGGAUGAAGUCAUAUUUGUUCACGAUAAAGCACCGUGUAUGAAAGCAAAUAUGACUCAACAAUUGAUAAAAGACAACAAUAUCAAGUUUUGGGGUGACAAUAUUUGGCCCGGAAAUUCACCUGAUCCAAACGUAGCUGAACACAUUAGAACAAUAAUCAAAGAUGAAGUUGAGAAAAGAAUGCUGUCAGAGACUGGAAGUGAUCGGUAUAGCGAAGAAACAUUGAAAAAUCAUAUCAUCGAUGUUUUGCAAAAC
Messenger RNA from Didymodactylos carnosus, 264 nucleotides. The record is from the annotation of a GenBank genome assembly. NCBI's taxonomy places the organism in Eukaryota, Metazoa, Rotifera, Eurotatoria, Philodinida, Philodinidae.